AUGAACAUCAAAAGUUUCAUAUUUUGUUCUUUUCUUCUAAUUUUUGCCAAAGCGGAUCUUCUUUCUGAUAUUCAAGAUGCUUUAUUUCGAGCAAAUUCCACUGUCAACGAGCGAAUCCCUAUGGAAAUUACUGUCGAUGACAAUAUCCUUCAAAAUUCGCAGAAAGCCAAUGAAGCAUCUAAAAUGUUACAAGCUAAUGCAGAGAUUUUUGAAGAAGCCACCCAAAUUUUAGUACAGAAAUUUGGAAUGGGAAUUAUUCCAAUUGCUAACAAAGUUCUAGAGACAACACAAAUGUUGAAUAAUACUAUUCGAGUUAAAAGAGAUGCGAAAUGUCCAUCUCCACCAUCUUCGUGUUCAGAUAACUUCCAGUGAGUUUUUAUAUUUUUAUAUUUUGAGAACUUAUCCGAAAUAUCUCAACAUUUUAGUAGAACAACUCGAUCGAUUUCUGGUAUUUGCAAUAAUGUAAAAAAUCGGAAAUGGGGAAAUUCGGAAACGGGAAUGCGUCGAUUGUUAGGCGCAGUAUCUUAUUCCGAUGGGUUGAACACUAUUAGAACUCGAGGAGUUAAUGGAAAACUUUUGCCAUCAGCAAGAGAAAUUUCGAAUAAGAUCUUCCAAGCGAGUAAUGAAAAUGCGACUUCUAAACAAUAUAAUCAUCUUCUUAUGCAAAUGGGACAAUUUUUGGCUCACGAUUUGAUUUUUAUGCCAUCAUCGACUGCUAGAAGUUAUGGUGGCGGAUCAUUGAAUUGUUCAUCUUGUGAUUCACCAAAAACAGUUUCACCAAAUUGUGCACCAAUUCCAGUUCCAUCUGAUGAUCCAUAUUUCAAAAUAGGAUGUAUUCGUUUGACAAGAGCGUUGAAUGGACAGACUGGAUUUGGAAUCAGACAACAAAUUGAUCAAAAUACACAUUUUAUCGAUUUAUCAGCUGUUUAUGGAUCAGAAGAUUGUGAAGCUGUGACAGUUCGUGAAUAUAAAGAUGGUAGAUUGUUGGAGUUCCGUUAUGCCAAUUAUGUACUUCCACCACAAAAUGUGAGAGACGAAAACUGUCAAUCCAGAUCCCCGUUCCAUUGUUUCACAUGUGGAGAUUUCCGAAAUAGUCUCCAUCCAGCCCUUAUUCCAAUUCACACAGUUUUUAUUAAACAACAUAAUCGACUUGCACAAAUGAUCAAAAAUUCGAGAAGUGGUUUAACAGAUGAACAAAUUUUCCAACUUGCUCGCAGAAUUAUGAUUGCUCAAUGGCAACAUUUUGUUUAUUCGGAAUAUUUACCAAAUAUUCUUUCACUUGCAAUUCGUAAGAAGUAUGAUUUGGUUGAAUUGGACAAUGGUUUCUACAAAGGAUACAAGCAAACACGAGAUCCAUCUUUGACAAAUGAAUUCACUGGAGCAGCUUUUAGAUUUGGACACAGUCAGGCUAGAGAUAGAUUCCAAAGAAUUAAUAACAAAGGACAAAGUCAAGGUGAUUAUAAACUUGGAAAUGAUAUUUUCUAUGCUGAUCAAAAUUAUUUGGCUGGAAACGGUGGAUGGGAAGCUAUUCUAAUUGGAAUGAUAAAAUCGGAAGCAAUGGAAGUCGAUAGAUAUAUUUCACAUUCUAUGAGAAAUGAAAUAUUCCGAAUUCGUCAAAAAGAAGGAACUGGAGUUGAUUUGGCUGCAGUUAAUGUUAUGCGAGGUAGAGAUAUUGGAUUGUUACCUUAUACAUCUUACCGAAAGUUCGCUGGUUUGUCGGCGGUGAAAAGUUGGGAUGGAUUAAGCCAAGAAUUCACAAAAGAAAAUAUUGAUGCUUUGAAAAAAGUUUAUGAUUCAUACGAUGAUAUUGAUUUGUAUGCAGCGAUUUUAAGUGAAAAGCACAUGGGAGAAUCAAUAGUUGGACCAACUGCUGCAAAUAUUAUUGCUGAAACAUUUGAGGGUCUGAAAGUUGGAGAUCGAUUUUAUUAUGAGAAUGAGGGAAUAUUCACAAACGGUAAAAAUAUAAACAUUGAAGUUCAAAAAUUAAUUAAUAAUUUUUAGCGCAACUCGCGGAGAUCAGGAAGUCCAAACUUUCAAAAAUAAUUUGUCAAAAUACGGAUGGUCUCAAAACAAUCAACAGAGAUAUUUUCUCAUUGUGAGUUUUUUGUUUGAAAUGAAAAACAAUGAAUUUGACAAAAACCAACAAACUAUUUGUAUUUUUAGAUCAAGUCAAUCGGUCAACUGCGAUCAACUCGCGGAUAUUAAUAUAAAUGUAUUUUUCUAA
Messenger RNA from Caenorhabditis angaria, 2224 nucleotides. Lineage: Eukaryota; Metazoa; Nematoda; Chromadorea; Rhabditida; Rhabditidae. The record is from the annotation of a GenBank genome assembly.